Molecule: messenger RNA, 1119 nt
Organism: Macrosteles quadrilineatus (aster leafhopper)
Lineage: Eukaryota; Metazoa; Arthropoda; Insecta; Hemiptera; Cicadellidae
Exons: 5
Coding region: 1-1119 (372 amino acids)
Molecular function (GO): DNA-binding transcription factor activity
Source: RefSeq, a predicted model, not a curated record
AUGGAAACAACUACCAGAACGAGGUUCAACCUUUGCACAUGUACUAAGAAAGUUUUAGAUGUCAAAGCUGCGAUCUCCAAGCCAACUUCGAGGGUUCAAUGGCAGGAAAACAUUCCAUACAUUUGGUUGGAAUCCAUAUUGUACGUAUGCCAUCAAGGAAAAGACAUUGGUGCCUGUGCAAAAAAGAAGUAUGCUGCUCAACGAGAUUUAAAGGCAAUGGAUGACCACAUAUUUGUGAAGCGAUACAAAAAAGUUCAGACAACAAAAAAACUAGACUGUCCUGCAAAAAUUACUGUCAAGCGAGUAGUCCGAUUUAUGAAUCACCAGGUGACUGAUGAAAUGACAGAUGUGAAAAAACGAGCUGCCUCCAAGUUAAUCAAGAAAUCAAUAUCGGAUGAGACAGAUUUAGGAGAAGAGGGCUAUUUUUACAACUUGCCAGCUCAAGAUGAGCACAAAAAUCAUCUGAUUGGAGAAGAAGCUGAUGCAGUUGAACCAGUCGACAAAAGAGUGAGGAAAUUCAUUUCUGAUCUUGUUGUCAAAGGCCAAAGGAAUUCCAUAGUAAUAGCCAAACUUGCAAACGCUUUUGCUGAAAACGAGCUCAAUGAAUGUGAUCGGUCCCGUAGAAAGUUUUUUCCAGACAUGAAAACAAUUCGAAAUAUAAUAUCCUCAACAAAACUUAAAAUUAAGAGGAGUCCAAUUGAUCAGGAAAAUUGUUUAAAAUAUCUGGAAGAUUUUCAAAAGGACAAAAGCAAUAACAUUUUCUUCCGGCCGUACAGCUUUAAGGAUGAUGACAACAGUAUCCCAGCAGAAGAAAUGGAUGCCACUUCAAGUCAUUUACUUUUUGUUUUCCAAAAUAAAGACAUGAAACGCCUCUACAGAAAGUAUGGAAAGAACACGAUAUUGUUAGAUGCGACUUAUAGAACAUGCAAGUAUGCUUUACCUCUAUAUUUUAUCGUUGUGGAAACUAACGUGAACUACCAAGUCGUUGGUGUGAUGAUUACACAGUUUGAAACGACUCAAUCGAUUACUGAAGGGCUAAACAUUUUCCGCUCCUUCAACCCAGACAUAACCCCACAGUAUGGAAUGGUGGAUUUCGCCAUGGAAGAAAUUAAGCCUUAA